CAGUACAGUUGGAACUUUGGAAGUCAAAACUGUGUCUACUAUUAAGUCGUUUAAAUAACUGUGUUAAUCAAAAAUUAUGAUGCAAUAAUAUCAGUAAAAUAUUAAGAUAAGUAGUGUUAAUCUCGCUUAAAAGUAUUAAAUUUACCAUAAAAUAGUUACAUUUUGAAAUUAAAAACUAAACAACCGUCAUUGAUGGUGGUCUCUUUAAUUUAAAUUUAACAUGAUCAAGAGAUCCAACGCAAAAGAAAUGUUUAUCAUACGUGCGUUGGAAAAGAUCCUCAGCGACAAGGAUAUUAAGAAAUCAUACCAUAGUAACUUAAGGAAAGAAUGUGAAAGUGCUCUACAGAGUAUAAAAGAAGAGUAUCAAGCGGAAGAAAAGACUGAUGAAUCUUCUGCCUUGCCAUUGCCCAAAGAUGGGAGCUCAACCAUUUCAGCUGAAAAAUAUUUUAGACCUUUUGAGCUUGCUUGUCAAAGCAAGUCAUCUAGAAUAGUAGUAACUUCGUUGGAUUGUUUACAGAAACUUAUUGCUUAUGGUCAUUUGACGGGCAACUGUACCAAUGAUACUGGUAAACCACUUAUUGAUAAAAUAGUUGAAACUAUUUGUGAUUGCUUCACUGGACAGCAAACAGAUGAAGGAAUUCUUUUGCAAAUAAUCAAAGCUCUUUUAACUGUAGUAACUAGUCAGCAUGUAGAGGUACAUGAAGCAACUAUUUUAAAAGCAGUAAAAACAUGUUAUAAUAUAUACUUAGCUAGUAGAAAUUUAGUCAACCAAACAACAGCUCGAGCAACUCUAACUCAAAUGCUGAAUGUCAUCUUUAACCGAAUGGAAGUACAAGCAUUAGAAGCAGAAUUGUAUAGUAAAGAUGUAGAAUCUGUAACAAUUGAGUAUAAUGAAAAUGAAACUAUUAUACAUAAUGAUGAUUCGAAUAAUUAUGAAAUAUCAGAUGAUUUAGUUAUUAAUGACAUAGUUAAUGAAAUAUGUGAUGCUGCAAUUGAAAGUGUAGAUUAUGAUAGAAAAACUAAAGAACUAGCUCAAGAUAUUGUAAGGUCAAUGUCAGAGGAAAGUUUAAAUGGUACUAAUGAAGCAGAAUGCAAAUCAAUUUCAGCAUUUAACCAUAUUUUACAAAAAGAUGCUUUCCUAGUUUUUCGUUCUCUGUGCAAAUUAUCAAUGAAACCUUUACCAGAAGGAACACCUGACCCAAAGUCGCAUGAAUUACGCUCCAAAAUUUUGUCAUUGCAUCUAUUAUUAUCAAUUUUGCAGAAUGCAGGCCAAGUGUUUCGUACUAACCCAAUGUUUAUAACAGCAAUUAAACAAUUUUUAUGUGUAGCUUUAUCCAAUAAUGGAACAUCUUCAGUUCCUGAAGUGUUCGAACUUUCCUUAGCAAUAUUUUUAUCUUUGUUAUCACGAUUUAAAACUCAUCUGAAAAUGCAAAUUGAGGUUUUCUUUAAAGAAAUAUUUUUAAAUAUCUUGGAAACAUCAAGUUCAACAUUUGAACAUAAAUGGAUGGUAAUUCAAGCUUUAACUCGUAUUUGUGCUGAUGCUCAAAGUGUUGUAGAUAUGUAUGUAAAUUAUGACUGUGAUUUAUCUGCAGCUAAUUUGUUUCAAAGACUUGUAGAUGAUCUUUCAAGAAUUGCACAAGGCCGUCAAGCAAUUGAAUUAGGUGCCACACUUAAUCAAGAAAAAUCUAUGCGUAUUCGUGGACUUGAAUGUUUGGUUUCUAUUCUAAAAUGUAUGGUAGAAUGGAGUAAAGAUCUAUAUGUCAAUCCAAAUUCUCAAACUAAUCUAGGCCCAGAAAAAAAUGUACGUGAUUAUGAUGCUAAUGAAUCUACAGUUACUCAAGAUAGUAUAAAUUCAUUUGAUGGUAGUGAGACUAGUGAAACUUCAAAUAGUUCUGGCAAUAAAGAAACACCAGACAUGCCUGAACAAUUGCAAGUCUUAAAGCAUCAAAAAGAAGUUUGGGAAACUGGUAUACAUAUGUUUAACCGCAAACCAAAACAUGGUAUUAAUUUUUUACAAGAGCAAAAAUUACUUGGAUCAAGUCCAUCUGAUAUUGCUGAAUGGUUUCACAUUGAUGAGCGGUUAGAUAAGACAGCUAUUGGUGAUUUUCUUGGUGAAAAUGAAGAUUUUAACAAAGAGGUUAUGUAUUACUAUGUAGAUCAAAUGAACUUUGUUAGCAAAGAUGUAGUUUCAGCAUUAAGAUUUUUUUUAGAUGGUUUCCGAUUGCCGGGUGAAGCUCAAAAAAUUGAUAGAUUAUUAGAAAAGUUUGCUAGUAGAUGGUUUGAAUGUAAUCCAAACAAUGGCCUUUUUGAUAGUGCUGAUACAUUGUAUGUUCUUUCUUAUUCUAUUAUAAUGUUAACUACUGAUUUGCAUUCACCUCAAGUUAAAACAAAAAUGACCAAAGAACAGUACAUAAAAAUGAAUAGAGGAAGCUGCAUAUCUGAUAAUAAAGAUUUGCCUGAAGAGUAUUUGAGUAAAAUUUAUGAUGAUAUUGCUGGACAUGAAAUUAAAAUGAAGUCAACUGUAAAACCUGGAAAACAACUAAUACCAAAUGAAAAAAGACGAAAAGUUUUGUGGAAUAUGGAAAUGGAAGCUAUAGCAGUUGCUGCUAAAAAUCUCAUGGAAUCUGUUAGUCAUGUUCGAGCUCCUUUUACUGAAGCAAAACAUUUAGAACAUGUCAAACCUAUGUUUAAGAUGACAUGGACAUCAUUUUUAGCUGCAUUUAGUGUGGGACUUCAUGAUUGUGAUGAUUUAGAAAUAGCAAUGUUAUGUUUAGAUGGUAUACGUUGUGCUAUAAGAAUAGCUUGUAUUUUUCAUAUGACUUUGGAAAGGGAUGCUUAUGUUCAAGCUUUAGCAAGAUUUACACUUUUGACUGCUAAUUCACCAGUUACUGAAAUGAAGGCUAAGAAUAUUGAAACAAUUAAAACAUUGAUAACUGUAGCCUACACUGAUGGAAAUUAUUUAGGCUCUUCAUGGCUAGAUAUUGUUAAAUGUAUAUCUCAGUUAGAACUAGCCCAGAUGGUUGGUACUGGUGUGCGUCCUCAAUUUUUAUCUCAAGUUAUUAGUAAAACUUAUCCACCGAUUGAAGCUUUAAGUCAAAAACUAAAUUUUACCACAUUAGAAUCUACUGGAAAAGGAUCAAUAGGUGAAACUAGUAGUCAAAGUGUGGUUGUAGCUGUUGAUCGUAUAUUUACUGGAUCUACAAGACUUGAUGGAGAUGCUAUUGUAGAAUUUGUUAAGGCACUUUGCCAAGUUUCAAUUAACGAACUUGCUAAUUCAACUCAACCACGAAUGUUCAGUUUGCAAAAAAUUGUUGAAAUAUCUUAUUACAAUAUGGGACGUAUAAGAUUGCAGUGGUCUCGUAUGUGGCAAGUACUUGGUGAACAUUUUAAUCGUGUGGGUUGUUAUCCAAAUGAAGAUAUUGCAACAUUUGCUUUGGAUUCGUUACGUCAAUUGUCUAUGAAAUUUAUUGAAAAAGGAGAAUUUGCUAAUUUUAAGUUUCAAAAAGAUUUUUUAAGACCUUUUGAAAUUAUUAUGAAAAAAAAUCGUUCACCAACCAUUAGAGAUAUGGUUGUAAGAUGUAUUGCUCAGAUGGUCAAUUCACAAGCAGCAAAUAUAAGAUCUGGAUGGAAAAAUAUUUUUGGUGUAUUUCAUCUAGCUGCAUCUGAUCAUGAUGGUGCAAUUGUUGAUAUGGCUUUCCGAACAACACAUCAUGUAAUUAAUUUAUUUUAUAAACAAAAUUGUAUAAUAAUGAUGGAAUCAUUUCAAGACGCUGUUAAAUGUUUAUCUGAGUUUGCAUGUAAUAUUAGUUUUCCAGAAAUUAGUAUGGAAGCUAUUCGCUUGUUACGCACGUGUGCAGAUUGUGUUCAUGAUAAACCUCAAAUUUUUGCUGAACAUUAUUCUGAAGAUUUAACUUCCCUUGAAGAGGAUGGUGUAUGGGUCAGGGGAUGGUUUCCCUUACUAUUUGAAUUGUCCUGCAUUGUUAGUCGAUGUAAAUUAGAUAUUAGAACUCGAGCACUUACUGUUCUAUUUGAGUUAAUCAAAACACAUGGAACAGUUUUCAAGCUUAAUUGGUGGAAAGACUUGUUUAAUGUUCUUUUUAGAAUUUUUGACAAUGUCAAGCAUCAAGAGCAUAGUGUAGAGAGAAUUGAAUGGUUGACAAUCACUUGCAAUCAUGCAUUGACCUCAAUAGUAGAUGUUUUUACUCAAUAUUUUGAUUUACUCUGCCCUAUAUUGUUACAAGACCUAUAUGCUCAACUUCAAUGGUGUAUUCAACAAGAAAAUGAUCAAUUGGCUAGGUCUAGUACAUAUUGCUUAGAGAACUUAAUUACAUCUAAUGGGUCAAAAUUUGAUAGUGCUAAUUGGGAUUGUACAUGUCAAACUAUUGUUACUAUGUUUGAUAGUAUGAUGCCAAAAAAAUCACAAAGUCAAGAAAUAAAAACUGAACUCUCAACUACAGAUAUUGGCAUUACUGUUAAAUGUACAAUUCGUCUGGAAUUAAUUCAAACUGUAGAUAAUAUUGUAUUCUUUCCAUCUACUUCACGUAAAGAAGAUCAAGAGUAUUUGGCACUAGCUCAAAAUAUUAUGAUUAAUCAGAACACAGAUAUAUUAGAGCAACAGCAAGAAGAACAAGGAAUGUACAGCAACCUUAGUUCUGAACAUUUGUUUAUGUUAAUUGAAUGUUUAUUACGAGUUCAUAAUUAUACUAAGCAAUAUAAUUAUUCUAUGUUACAAAACAUUCCUCCUCGCAGUUAUUUUAUAAUUUUAGUAAACGAAGAUGUAUCUAAUAUGGUUACACAAGAAGUUCAAAGUGUGGCUUGUAUUCUUAGAAUAGUAUUAAAAAUUAUUUGCGAUGAUUCUAGACGAACAUAUUGGAAUCAUGCACAAAGUAUAGCUGCAACAGUCAUUAAUGACUCUCUGCAAUAUUACAUAUCAUUAAAUAAUCAUAUUCAUAAAAAUGCAUGGAAUCCUAUUUUAUUACUUAUAUUUACCAAAUUAUACAAACUUCCAGAGGACAAGUUUUCAGAACAAAUGACCCAACACUAUUCUGUUUUGUGUGACAUGAUAAGUGUUGAAUUAAAACCAGAACUGAAAACUGUUCUUGGCCGUUUAUUUUCUCGUAUUGGACCGGUUUUUAAAAUUAUGUAGAUUAUUUUAGUAACAUAAUAGUAUGUAUUUUUUAAAUAAUGUGUAUUGUAAAAUAUAAAGCUCGUAAAAUUAAACAAUAUAUAUUACACAAUACAAAAAUGAUUGUAAACUAUUGAUUCUAGUAUUUGAAUAUUAAAGUUAUUUUUUAAAACAUACCUUUUCAAUUAAUAAAUCAAUUUGAUUACAUUUGUUAUCUUUUAAUGUUGUGAAUUCCGUUUAUUUGUUAUUUAUUUGGUAAAUAGAUAACCUAAUACUAGUAUUAUUAUUUA
Daktulosphaira vitifoliae (grape phylloxera) is the source of this 5415-nucleotide messenger RNA. It is a transcript of the gene Sec71, whose product is annotated as brefeldin A-inhibited guanine nucleotide-exchange protein 2. Gene Ontology annotation, molecular function: guanyl-nucleotide exchange factor activity. Gene Ontology annotation, biological process: regulation of ARF protein signal transduction. Lineage: Eukaryota; Metazoa; Arthropoda; Insecta; Hemiptera; Phylloxeridae. The coding region runs from base 221 to 5146 and encodes 1641 amino acids. The record is from RefSeq and is a predicted model, not a curated record. The transcript has 23 exons.